GUGAAAGUUUCGCGCAUCGGACACUGGCAACGCAGCCGCUCAUAGAGGCCCGCGCCAGAGAUGGCUCCCGUCGGCCGUCUGGCUCUAACCUACCGCACCGCUCGACGAGGAAGCUGCGUCAGCUUCGCUGCCUCGCUUUGCCUGCUGGUGGCCGCGUACCCCUACGUCCGGGUCGCCGCCGCCGCCGCAGUCACGACGUUUGCCACUAACACAUCGCAGGCGCCCAAACAGACAGAAGAGAAUUCAAAUGGGUUAAUAUGUCCAUUAUCACCAGUGAACCGCCCCAUCUUCACCCUACCCUGCAAAACAGAUGCAGACUGCAAAAUACUGGGUGAACAAUGCUGCAAAGUUGAUGGAAAACAUUGGUGCCUGAAGGGAGUGCCUAAACCUAAACCUGUUCCUACUCACACACCUUUCUUAGGAACAUACACAAGAGAAUGCCCAGCAAAUCCAAUACCAGAAACUUUGCCAAUCAAGAACUGCACUCAUGAUCGAGAAUGUUGGCCAAGAAUAUGUUGCCCUGAUGGCCAUGACAACUAUUGUCGAACACCUUUACCGAAAUGGGAAGAAACACCACGUCUUGAACCUUUGAAAGGCAUGGUUGCAUACUUGCAAUGUACCCCACCGCCACCACCUCUCUUUGACCUAUUUCCAAAACCAUGUCGAAAUAUUCUCGACUGUUUUCCUAAUAUUUGUUGUCAAGAGCAGGAGAAAAAGGUGUGUCGCCCAGCCAAAAAGUCCAUGUUAGCACUUUUAGCACAAGUUACACAGGUUAGUAUGAUGACAAUAACAAAAAUAUCAAAAACAGAAAAAGUAUGUUGAAAUAUUAAAAUUUAUUUCCAGAGAAUUGGAUCCGGUUAAACAAAUGCAACAUAAUAAUUUACAUAUUUGAAGAUUCCUGACGCUUAAGCAGCAGCAGUGAACACCAAUGAAAAAUCAGUCGAGCUAGAAACAAAAAUGUAUCUUAAUAUCACAGUUACAGAACAUUUUAUUAUAAUAGGAACUGAAUGUUUAUACUAUGUAUUACCUUUUUAAAUCCAAUAUCAUGAGAAUACUCUCUGAAACACUGGCGGCAGAUGUUCAAGCCAUACUUUCGGAUCAAUCCAUGGCCAUUAGCACAUGCUCGGCUGCAACGAGAAUUUACCAUAUAAUCAAAAUAACAGCUGGGCAAUGUUUUCAAAGACUUUAAAUAUACUACAUGAACUAAAAAGUUUAAACAAAUUUGUCUAUACAUUUGUAAAAUGUACAUUUUGUAAAUAUCUCAAAUAUUAAAUUCAAUUAUGCAAACAACCUAUAUUUAUCCAUUCAACUGAUUCACAACCUUGUACAAUGUACAUUUCAGUUAGUAAUUGAAUAAUUUAUAUUUUUAUUCAACUUUUAUGCCAGUGUCAAAAAAGCUAACUCGCCAACAUUAAUUGAAGGUAAACCAGAAGUCGGAUCAGGAUAUCCAAGUUUUAGGUUUACGAACUUAAACUUCCGAGGCAAAACCCAUAUUGUACUAAGCUUCUAAAACAUGACCAAGGGGAAACUACCUUUUAAAUUCCCAAAUAUAUAACAGGUUUAUUCAAAACAAUUUACAUUCUACACUGAAGAAUCUUGCAAAACAAACAUUCUGGAACUAUUUGGUUGCACAAGUAUCACAGCUCACCAAUUUUAAGUACGCAUCUUCUACACAAUGAGAACUUUAUGCUUGUGCAAGACAAAUCGACAUUAUCAACUUAACUUUAGAAAAACUGAAACAGUAAUGAUGAAAAAGUACAUGAGUACUAUCAUUUUGGAGGUUAAUCUCAACACUAAUAAGAUGUAACUCGUCCUCUAACACUGUCAAGUCUACAGUAAAAAUAUUCCCAGCAUAAAAGGUAAAUAAAUUACAUUCUUAUAUUACUUGCAACAAAGCUGCCGUUCUUAAUUUAAUACUGAACACGUUCUAAUAAUAUGUGCAAGACACUUCUGCAACUUAACCACUUACAAAAGGCAGCCAUGCAAUUGAAGAAAACGCGUUGGGAAAUAUCACCUACAGUUAUUCCCACAUCCCACAAAGCAGAAGCAUGAGAAUACAGAAAAGGCAUAUACAUCACAGACCUCCAAGCUCCAGCAUGCACAAGUAAAAGUAUCAGAAUGAAACCAAUAUUGCAAGGACCAAGAAAAAACAUUUACAUUACAAAUACGCAACAAAAAGCGAACAGAACAUUUCUCAAUAUUCAAAAACGUUCACACCGAAGCAAAAAGUAGAUUUAUUGCAAAAAACACAUUAUACAAAUUCUUAAAUUUGGCACAUUUCAUAAAUUCAAAUUCAAAAGAAAGACCAUUACAACAUUGUUAAAUGUUCUGAUCAAACUACCACUCUCAUUCUAGGAUUUUGGAUCUUCAAAAAAUCGAUGUCAACACAAACAUUUUAAGGAGUAUCAAUUUCUAAAAAGGCAUACAAAUAAUACCCAUUAUCUAAUAUUCAACACAAAAUGUUGCCAUUUAGGACUUUAUACUGAAAAUGUAAAUAACAGCGUUUUCGCAAAUGUUGAUAAAGAAAUUACUUUGCAGAAUGAUGCCACCGACCCGGAAAUGCCAUUCUUUUAAUCAACCCAUCAUUCUGACACUAGUUUACGUGAGAUUAUUUUGGCUAAUAUCGUGCAGUUGAACCAACAUGUACAUAAAUAAACUAAGAAGGUUUGCCCUAGUAUGCACUGAAGUACAUAGGUACAUUAGUGUGUCAAUUUAUCAAAUGGUUAGGAAAAUUUCUAAUUUCAAUUACAUACAAGAUGCGAGUACGGCAUGUACUUACGCACGUGGUUUUGAUUUCCUUAAAAAAUACUUACCAUGACCUGGAACCUUGUCCGUAUUUCCUUGGGUGAGAAUACCAAAUAUUUUGGAAACCCAUUUUG
This is a messenger RNA of Gryllus bimaculatus (two-spotted cricket), 2879 nucleotides long. Lineage: Eukaryota; Metazoa; Arthropoda; Insecta; Orthoptera; Gryllidae. The record is from the annotation of a GenBank genome assembly.